UUAAAUAUAGGCAAGGAAAAGGGCCACUAUAAUUAGGAAAACCUUGGGUAAUUAGGCAUAUUUUGUAAGAACCCCUAUAACCCAGGCAAUCUGUGAAUCUGUCAAGAAGUAGACACAUAUUUUGGAGAUAAUUCUGACCAAAUGUCCCCUCUUGUCCCAAGAUGAUUUCUUUGUUCCUUGACACUCUGGGAACCUCUGAAGUGUUAGGUUGGUCAGAGGGCUUAAGAAUACCGUUUUCAGCAAUAGUCUGUAUGUAUUUUAAUAAAUUUAGUAUAUUUUCUAAGAUGACUUUACAAAAGGACUAUUUUAAUUAUCAAAUCAACAUGUUCAUAUAGAUUUUAGGAAUGGAAAUAAAUGGUUUAUGUCUUUGCUGGCUUGGCUUCAUUUUUUUCUUUUUUUUUUAAUGUCUGGAAGGGGAAAAUUAAGCUAUUUGAACAUACAGAUUUAUGUUUCUAGAGCCAGGUAAUUGCUUACAGAAAGCAGAGGGAGGAUCAGAAUGGAUUUUGAAAAGUUCAAGUCCAAAGACCUCCACUUGUAACAUUCAUAAAGCAAAAAGGAAGGAAACAUAACGAUUCUAACUCUCUUGAACAUGAAGACAGUUACUGUUAUGGUGAGGUUAGGAUAGUUACCUAAGGCCUUCUGAGCUCUAGAACAGGGAUCUCCUCCCUCUGCUGUCGCUCCAAAGUAGGGACCUCCUUAACCACCCCACUUCACUAUCGGUUAAGGUAGUCCAGUGAUUGAGAAAUAUGAAAAACCACAGGUUGACAUGCUGAAAUGUUAUCAGCAUGUUGAAAGGAAUGCCAUAUAGCACAAGGUACUAGGUACAUUCUUAUCAAUUCCCUCUUGUCUAAGUGGUGUGGCAAAGUUGAUCCUUUCUGUGGAGAAAUAAAUAAAUAAAAUUUCUUACAUUCCAUGAGUUCCCGAGCAAGUCUAAGAAGCCCUAAUUCCCGAAACUACAAGACCUGUCUUGACAUCAUGGCUGCCAUAGCACCUCCCCACUGCUUUCCUCCACAGGCCAGAAGAUACACGUUUGUGGUCAUUCCGACAGCCUGUGGAAGUGACCUAAGCCCGUGCAAAAUGGAAACCGGAAAAGAGAGAAAAAUGUCUUCAGAUAACCAGUGGUCAGCAGAUGGGGAGGAAAGCCCACUCUCACGACUGAUUAGGAAAUCUAGAGCCUCCCCUUUUGUCCCCGUAGGAAUAGCAGGCUUUAUGACUGUGGUGUCCUAUGGUCUUUACACGUUAAAGUACAGAAGGGAUCAGAAAAUGUCCAUUCAUCUUAUUCACAUGAGAGUUGCUGCCCAAGGAUGUGUUGUAGGAGCUGUGACUCUAGGUGUUCUCUAUUCUAUGUAUAAGGAUUACAUUAGACCUCGAUUCUUCAAUGUGUCCAAAAAAUGAAGCUACAUACAUACAAGACAAGAAGGCUUCUGAAAACUAUUUAUUCUGAAGAAUACAUUUUCAGUAUGUAGUAAAUUAUACUGCAAAAGUAUGAGACAGGAUUCGCAUAGCCU
Messenger RNA from Leopardus geoffroyi (Geoffroy's cat), 1508 nucleotides. RefSeq names its product HIG1 hypoxia inducible domain family member 1C (gene HIGD1C). The record is from RefSeq and is a predicted model, not a curated record. Bases 913 to 1395 code for a protein of 160 amino acids. Gene Ontology annotation, cellular component: mitochondrion. Lineage: Eukaryota; Metazoa; Chordata; Mammalia; Carnivora; Felidae. Gene Ontology annotation, biological process: mitochondrial respirasome assembly. The transcript is spliced from 4 exons.